This is a messenger RNA of Plasmodium berghei ANKA, 4599 nucleotides long. Its product is annotated as conserved Plasmodium protein, unknown function. The transcript has a single exon. Lineage: Eukaryota; Apicomplexa; Aconoidasida; Haemosporida; Plasmodiidae. The coding region runs from base 1 to 4599 and encodes 1532 amino acids. The record is from RefSeq and is a predicted model, not a curated record.
AUGGAUAUAGAUCAACUAGACAAUUCUCAAAACGAAAUUAACAAUGGAUAUUCACCACUUUCAUAUAAAAAAAAAAAAAAGUGUGUAAAUAAAUAUCAUUUAAAAUUAAGCACUGUGAAUUCCAUAACUUUUUUUAGAAAGAUAAAAUUAAAAAAAAAAAUUAAAUCUCUCAUUAAAGUGGGAGAAAUGAAGGUUAAGGGGGUAAAAAAACAAAGUGAAGAUAAUAAUAAAAACUUUAUUAAUAACAUAAAAGAAAAUAUAAACAAGAAUCCUGAACAACAAUUGCAUAAUAUGCAGAAUGAAAAUAUAAUUUACAUUAAUGAUAAAGAUACGAAUCCUGAAAAAAAAACUUAUUAUGAACAUGUAAAUAAAAAACCUAUUGAUUUUGACAUAAUCGAUUCAUAUAUAAAUAAUAAUUGUGAUGAUUUUCUAAUCGACGAUUAUGAAACUUUAUACUCAGAUAAUUGUUCUAUUAAGGAAUCAAUUAAAGAAUUGAUAAAUAACUGUAAUAAUAUAUUUAACAAUAACUUGGAAAAUAAAAUUACUUAUAAUUUUUCAGAAGACAUUGAUUUAAAAGAUCCCAAAUUUAUUGCAGAAAAUUUAACAAAUGAAGAAAUUUUAAAACGUCGGGAUUCUAAUUAUAUUGAUAAUUCUAUAGAUGAUAAGGAUAUAGAUAUAGCCUUGAACAUUCCCACUGAAAAUAAUGGAUAUAGUCCAUUAUCUUAUCAAACUAGUGAUUGUAAAAAGGUUAACUCUUUAAAUAAUUAUAACAUAUUAAAUGAAUAUAAAGACAACAUAAUUUUUACCAAGAAGAGUAAAAAUUAUUAUCCUAAUUGUAAUACAUCAAUUUAUGUGGAAAAUCCAUUUUCUGAAUUAUGUAAUAAUUAUUUAAAUGAAAGAAAAAUAGAAAUAAAUACUUCCAUUUUAGAUCCGCAAUUAAAUAAUACGUAUAUAAAAACUUCAAAGAAUACUAACAAAAGUGUAGAUAACAAUUGUAGAAAAAAAAAAUGUAAUAAAAAAAAAAUGACGAAAGCACAUUUAACUUCGUAUACAAGUUUCAAUUUAUACACUCAAAAAAAUUUAUGUAAUUUAUUAUUAAAUAAUGUAAUUAUAAAAAAUCGAAUACAAAUGAAGUCCAAUAAGGAAAAUAGUGAUCCUGCUUUUUAUUUUAGGAUUACGAAAAAGAACAUGCCAAUUUUGCAUACAAGAAUGUGUGGGAAAAAAGAAAAAAACAAAUCAAAACAAAUAAAAAUAAAUUAUUAUGCCAAUAAACAUUUUAAUCGAUUUGGUCUGUCUAAUGUCGAAAAUUGUUCAGAUGAAAAAACAGAACAAGUAAAAUGUAAUAGUUUCAAAAUUUUAAAACUUGAAGCUAAUCAAAAUGAUAAUCUUUCUAAUGAGCAUAAAAUGGUUAAACGCAAAAAAGAAAUUAUAAAUCACCAAAGUACCACGAAAAGUUCUUUAAAUACUAAUGAAAAUAUAAUAGAUAUUUUGUAUGAAAAUGAAAAAUUAGAUAAUGAUGAUGUUUUUAAAAUCGGAACAAACAUUCGUAAUGAUACUUGUUUUUAUAAUAACGAUAAUAAUAGAAGUAGUAGUAAGCAUAAAAGUGUGAAAGAGGAUGUCAGUAAGUUUGAAAAACAGAAAAUAGAAAUCUCUAAGGAUAAAAAUAAUAAACCCCAAAAUAAAUCAAACAUAGAAAUCCUUUUAAAAAAAGUAAAAUUAAAAAAAUGCAAAAAUAUGACAUAUAUUUAUUUUUAUGGAGAAGAUAAUUUUAAAAUUUGUAAAUUUAAAAUCGAACCUGAUAUAGUAAAAAGAAGCUGUAAAUUGUUUAAAAAUAUAGAUGUGUCUAAAAAAAAAAAAUGUAUUUUUACUAUUAAAAAGGAUAGAAUACUAAAAAGAUUUAUAAAAAUUUCGUUAUCAAAUAGUAACAAUUUUGUAAACAAUAAAAAUUAUAAUAAGAAAAUUAUUCCAAACUUGAAUUUUCAGAAUAAUAGCAUAUGUGAAAUAACCGAUAAAAUAUUUAAUGUAUCAAACUUUUUAAUUAUUUUUACAUUAAUAAAGAUUAAAUCUAAAAUUUAUAUAUUUGUAAACGAAAUUAAUAGUAUAAAAGUAAAAGUAAAUGAAAUAAUUAAUCAUAUUGAUAAAAAUAUAAAUGAAAUAUCUAAUAUUAUUACUAGCUUGAAGAAUGUAGAUAAUAUUAAAAAUACACCAGAAAAUAUUAAGCUAAUAAACUUAAUGAUUGUCUUUCUAAAAAUUACAAAUAUUUACAGUAGCGCUUCGGAAAAAGUAAAAUCACAAUGUAAUGAAUUUACUUCUAUUCAAUACAACCAUGAAAUAGUUCACAGUUAUAUUUUUUUUAUCAAAAAAUUUGAUAAGUAUAUAAUUACUAGUGUUAUGGAUAUACAAAAUUUUUAUACUAAAAUUAAGGAACUGAUGAAAAUAAAGCAAAAGGAAAAGGAAACAAAGAAAAGUUUAAAUGAAAAUAUAUGUAUAAAACAAAAUGAUAAUUUUAUUCUUUCUUCCGUUUAUAGCAAUCUGAUACAUUGUUUAAUUACCCACUACCAGAAAAUAUUAAUCUUUAGAAAAAUAUUGGACAUAUAUUUAAUAGAGUUAAAAAAUUUCAAAAAAUACCAAAAAGAAUAUAUAUAUAACAAACUUCAUUUUAUAACUCGCUCAAAAUGCCCAUACAAUCUUCUUCUUUUUUCAUUUGUAAUAAAAUGUAAAUGGCUAUCAGAAAUAAGUAUAAGAUACAUAUGCAACAAUUUUAACCUUAAGGAGUUUGAUAAGGAAAAAAAACAAUAUUUCUCUUUUCUAAGUAAAAAAAUAAAAAUGAAAAUUUUAAAUAAAUUUAAAGAAAAUAACAAGAAUGAUAUAUAUAAUAAGUUAAAAGAAACACAAUUUCAUGAAUCCUUAGAUAUAUUUAUAAAUAAUUCAACAAAUAAUUCGGUUAAUUCUUCUUUUAUAAAUACAUACGGACAGCCAUUAGAUAUAGACAAUAUGAGCGACUUGUUCAAAACAAAUGAAACAUUAGAUUUUGUAAAAAGUGUGCGAAAAUUUUUAGAAAAAAAAAAUGGGAUAUGCAACAAAAGUAACAAAAUAAUAAGAAUGGACAAAUAUAAAGAUAUAAAAAAAAAUGAUACAUUAUCUUUACGCAAAGAAAAAAAACAUGAGCAUACAGAAAAAAGUAAAAACAAUGAUGAAAAUUCUACAAUAUUAAAAUUAAAAAAAGAAUUAUCAUUAAAUCAAAUAAAAAUAUUUAAAAAACAAAUAAAAGGAAAUAAUCAAAACAUAACGAAUAUGAACAAAUUAAAAAUAAACAAGAAUUAUUUUUUAACUAACCAGUUAAAUGAAUACAAUAUCAAGGACAAUUGUAAAGAUAAGACAAAAGAAGAUAAAAAAGGAAAUAAUAACAAAAACUUAAAUAUUAAUAAUAAUAAAAAUAUAGAGAAAAAAUUUAUAAAAGACUAUAAUGAUAGAUAUAUCAGUUAUGAAGAAAUAAAAAUGAUCUCUAAUUUAUCAGAGAAAGCCAACCCUCCAAAAUUUGGACAAAAUAAUAAAAAGGAUAAAAUAAAAAUUGUUGAAAAUAUUAAAAAUAUAAAAAAAAUAGAAAAAAAAUAUAAACACAUGCAAGAAGCUAAAAAUAAAGAAAAUUUCAAAAUAACCUUAAAUGAAUUAAGGUUAAAAAAAAUCACAAAAAAAAAUAACAUUAAACUUUUAAAAUCGAGGUUAUUAAAAAACAAAAAAACAAUCAGUGUGCCACUUUGCGAUAUGAAAAAUGAUACUAUAGACAAUAUUUCAGUUAAUUUAAAAAUAAAUAAAAAAUGUAUAAAUCAUGAAACAAAUUCUAAAUCUAAUAUUACCAAAGUUGUGAAAUAUACGCAUUUACACGAUGCUAGCAAUUGCAAAGUUAGUAAUAAUGAUGAUAAAAUAAAGCCUUCAAAUUGUGAAAAUAUAAAACCGUUAUAUAAUGAAAUAAUUAAAAAUAAUUCCAUUGAUAAACAGCCAAACAAAUUUAGUAUGGCUUUAAGAAAUAAGGGAAGAAAAAAUAGUCAAAUAUUUUUGAAUAAAUACGAAAAAGACUAUAUCAGGAAUGGAAAUACGAACAAUUCAGAACAAACUAAGCAUUAUUCAAAAUCUGAGAAAAUAAACUCAGAAAUUAUGCAUAUAAUUAAUGAAUCAAAUCGUGGAAUACAAAAAGUUAAUAAUAAAUAUAUUUACAUGGAAAAAAAUUAUAAUAAAAAUGUAGAAAAUGACAUCAAAUUAUUAGAAAAUUCAAUAUAUUCCAAUAUCUUUUAUGAUCAAAUAAAUGAACCAAAUUUUUCAGAAAAUAAUUUUUUUUUUAUAACCCAAAUGGAUAAUAGCGAUAAAAAAAUAAAGCCCAGUAAAAGAAACUGUAAUACAAUUGUUUCCCCGCAAACAAGUUGUAUUAUAAAUUCAAAAAAUAAGAAUACAGAAUCACUGAAAAAUAAUAAUCUUACUUCUAACAAAAUUAUUAAAUAUAAAUUAUCUGAUUACUCUCAAAAAAUUAAUAAACAUGAAAAAGGAUUGCAUCUUUACAGUUUUAAUGGUGUAAAACAUGAAAAUAAACAUGUGAAAAUGUAA